AUGCGCGCGGGUCGCGCCGCGCUGCUCGCGUGGCUCGUCUGCUGCGCGGCCGCGCUCUCCUCGCACAAGUACAGCACGAGGGUCGUCAGGACCAAGUACGGACCGCUGCGCGGGAUCGUCGUCCACUCGCAUCCGCAAGUCGAGGCCUACCUCGGCGUGCCGUAUGCUACACCUCCAUUAGGUAGUCUCAGAUACAUGCCGCCCGUGACGCCGUCGCAGUGGCGGACGACGCGGCUGGCGGACGCGUCAGGGCCGGCGUGCCCGCAGGUGCCGCCCGCCGCCGUGCCCCGCGACGACGCGCUUCUGCUGCACCCGCGCGCGCGCAUCCGCCAGCUCGAGCGACUGCUGCCCGUGCUCGCCAACCAGAGCGAAGACUGCCUCUACGUCAAUCUCUAUGUGCCUGUCAAUGGGGGCGAGGAGGGGGAGGGUGGGGGUCUGCCUUGCCUGGUGUUCGUGCACGGCGAGUCGUAUGAAUGGAGCUCGGGCAACGCGUACGACGGAACCACGCUGGCGGCCAACGGGAACAUCGUCGUCGUCACCAUCAACUUUAGGUUAGGUGUAUUGGGUUUUUUAAAGACUGGUGCUAAGGGGUCAGCGCAGGGUAACUUCGGUCUGAUGGACCUGGUGGCGGGGCUGCACUGGCUACGGGAGAACCUGCCGGCGUUCGGGGGCGACCCCGAGCGCGUCACACUCAUGGGCCACGGGACCGGCGCCGCGCUUGCUAACUUCUUGGCGGUUUCUCCGGUCGCGAGAGAACUACUGAAGCGCGUCAUCUUGUUAAGUGGGUCGGGGCUGAGUUCAUGGGCGUUGCAGAGGGAACCGCUCACGAUAAAAAGAAAGGUGGCGGAACAGACAGGAUGUCACGGGGAUUUAUUGGAGGAUGAUUUAGCGCCUUGCUUGCGGAAUAAGCCUCUAGCAGAGUUGUUAGCGGUGCGGCUGGACCCGCCUCGCUUUCUGCCGGGCUUCGCUCCCUUCGUCGACGGCACCGUGAUAGUCAAUCCAUCUGCGCCGCCGCCGACGGACAGUUCCCGGCUGGGCGCGGGCGCGGCGGCCGUCGCCAACGCCGCCGGUCACGAACUCGCUGACUUCUCACACCGAGAGCUGCUCUUUGGACUUACUACCACGGAAUCUUACCUGGAAUUUAACGCGCAAGACUUGGAGUUUGGCUUCAACGAGAGCCGGCGGGAUCGGAUUCUUCGCACAUUCGUAAGAAACGCCUACUACUACCAUCUGAACGAGAUCUACUCGACGUUGAAGAACGAGUACACGGAUUGGGACAAGCCCGUCCAGAACCCGCUGAGCGUACGCGACGCGACUCUCGAAGUGCUAAGCGACGGGCGGACAGCGGCGCCGCUAAUCAGGCUGGGCUACCUCCACGCGCUGCGCGGCGGCACAACCUACUUCACACACUUCCACCACCUCUCGCAAGACAAGGAUUAUCCACAAAGACCAGGUUCGGUUCACGGCGAGGAGCUUCCAUACUACUUAGGAGUGCCGAUCUCCCUAACACAUCAUCAGCAGAACUACACACAGCAGGAGCAACGCGUGUCCAAACUAUGCAUCCAUUACAUCGCUAACUUUGUUCGAAAUGGGAAUCCCAAUGAUCCAGCCGCGACACCUCCACCGAGCCCAAUGCUGGGCGAGACUCCCCGCCUGGGCCCCGACCAGACGCCGUUCUGGGACACGUAUGACACCAUCAACCAGCUAUACAUGGAGAUCAGUAGCAAGCCGGAGAUGCGCAGUCACUACCGAGGUCACAAGAUGUCGCUGUGGCUAUCGCUCAUACCGCAGCUGCACCGGCCCGGUUCAGACCUGCCCGAUGCAGCUAUGCGACACCAUCACUUUCAGGAUGACAACGCUAACUAUUACGAUGGUGCAGUGAGACCGCAGUCGAUGUCUCGCGCGCACGUGCCGCACGUGGUGGAGCUGGAGGGCGGCGCGCGGGCCGGAGCGCGCAGCACGGUGCCGCCGCGCGCCGCACCGCCUCGCCCUGCGCCCGCAGCGCCGCCCUCCACCGAGUGUCCUCCCAAUGCCACAGCUCCUCCGCAGCACCCGGACGACGCACUGCUGCGCCGCCUCGCCUCCAGUCACUAUCAAUCCUACACGGCAGCGCUGACUGUCACUAUUGCCGUUGGCUGCUUUCUGUUGCUCCUAAAUGUGCUCAUUUUUGCCGGUAUCUAUCAUCAGCGGGGAUCGCGCCCGCGUCGCUCUAAAGAUGACCUAGCAGAGGCCGGCAGUUCGUCCUCGUCAGAUAAUUAUGACGGAAAGCUCGACUAUGAAGUAAGAGCUUUUGACGGUAAAGGAUUCGGGUUUGAAUGUAAGUCAGCACACGUGCCACGCGUUGUCGGCUCCAAAUUUGACCUACGGACUUUGUCAGACUGUGGUGAGCCGACAUUUGGCGAAUAUAGCUGCUACGAUGAGAAACAUCGUGCGGCACGCAGCUCGAUGCCUGAUGUGAGUGUAGGCAGUGCUAUAGAGGCUGGUAGCGUUGUGUGUAUUGACACGCAGAAGCCUGACAUUCAAAAGGUAGACGGUCGCCCAAGUGACGCCGUGGGACGCACAAGCACGUUUGAACCUCGAGUCGUGGACAGUUCGACGCAGGUGAAGUUCGGGCCCGACACGGAGGGUGUCGGUGAGGCGGGCGCGGAGGGCGAGUCGGGGCAGCGCGCGCCGCCUGCGCCCGCCGCGCCCGCGCCUCCCGGCAUCAUGAAGAAGCGUGUCCAGAUCCAAGAGAUAUCUGUAUGAGGGUUCCUCGACACCGCCGAGGUCGUAGUCAACAAGCGGACUAAGUUGUGACUUGUGAUGUAUAAUAACGUUGUACAUAAAACAGUGUGUGUACUUAUCUUGUGUAUGUGUAAAUAUAGUGGUAUCUAAACAAAUGAUUUGUCAGUGCGCGCUAAUUAGAACCACGGCUCGUGUGACUUUUCCGCCUUACCUGAAGAUACAUUGGAUGUAAUGUAGUGUGCGUGACCACGUUUUCAUUUAUCGCAUGUUUUUGACAGCGAAUGGUUAAAAUACCAUAUUACAUGCGGAUGUGUCGAUACGAGAUUUAUAAUAGAGGACCUUUUUCACAUUUGCCACGAAAAGAUAGCGUCAGGUGUUUAAUAAAUCAUUAUAUUUUAGCUCAAUGUGACCAUCGAAAGGCACAUUUAGCUAAAGAUAUUGUAAUGUUAUCGCCCGCGAUGUCGUUCAUAUUCAAUUUUAUGGCCUAGUUACUUAAUAAUUGGAGAGAUGUGAAAUAGCGUGAAAGGAAUCUCGUUACUUACUGUGAAGGGACAACUUGCUUCUAGAUCAGCGUGUUGACGUAACGGCACAAAGGUAUUAUGCAAGCAAGUUGCUUUUUACGGCAAAACAUGCCAGUUAUGAUUAUUAUUAUUGUCCGAUAGAACGAAGGAAUUGUAGGCUCUUGUGAAUAUAUACGUAUAUAAUAAAUGUGAAUAUAACAAUAAAUUAGUGAAAGAAGACUUACAACAAACCGACAUUAGCUGUACAUACUUAUAUCAAAUGAAGUGUUUCAGGUAUGUAGGGUAAACUAAUAAUAACUGUAUUGUUUAAAAAACAUCGCAUAUGUUGUAAUUUUUUGUAAAGUUAUUU
Messenger RNA from Trichoplusia ni (cabbage looper), 3594 nucleotides. RefSeq names its product neuroligin-1-like. The transcript has 13 exons. Bases 1 to 2745 code for a protein of 914 amino acids. Lineage: Eukaryota; Metazoa; Arthropoda; Insecta; Lepidoptera; Noctuidae. Gene Ontology annotation, molecular function: signaling receptor activity; neurexin family protein binding. The record is from RefSeq and is a predicted model, not a curated record. Gene Ontology annotation, cellular component: cell surface; postsynaptic membrane; synapse. Gene Ontology annotation, biological process: modulation of chemical synaptic transmission; postsynaptic membrane assembly; neuron cell-cell adhesion.